AGAUUUUUUUUUUAAACAAAGAAUGGAAAAAAAUGAAUAAAUUUGGGAAACGAGGAAGCUUUGGUUACCCAAAAAAGAAAGAAAGAAAAAAUAAAAGUAUUGAAUGUGGAGAUGAGAGGAAAAAAACACUUACUGUCAUCUUACCCAGUUGCGUCAUCAUCAAACCCACAACACUCUCUUCCUCUUCCCUCUUCCUUCUGCUUAUUUUACUUUUUCUCUUUAACCAUUUUCCCGAGAGAGAAAAAUAAAAAGAAAAGCUUUCUCUGGGUUUUUCUUGAUUGGUCAAUUACACAUCUCCCUUUCUCUCUUCUCUCUCUCACCUUCGCUUGCUUUGCUUGCUUCAUCUCUUUGGUCUCCUUCUUGCGUUUUCUAUUUACUACACAGACCAAACAAUAGAGAGAGACUUUAAGCUAUAGAAAAAAAGAGAGAGAUUCUCUCAAAUAUGGGUUAGUCCACAAUUUUCACUAAACCUCUUCUUCUUAGGAUUGUUUUUAGGGUUAGGGUUUUGAGGUGAGGAGAGCAAGUAUGCGGGAGUUUCAUCCUUUUUGAGUUACUCUGGAUUCCUCACCCUCUAACGACGACCACCGUCGCCGCCGCCGCCGCCGUCUCGACGAAUAUGCUCUACCAAUGUCUGACGACCAAUUCCAUCACCCGCCGCCUCCUUCUUCAAUGAGGCACCGUUCUACGUCGGAUGCGGCGGACGGCGGCUGCGGCGAGAUUGUUGAGGUGCAAGGUGGUCACAUUGUUCGGUCUACCGGAAGAAAAGACCGCCACAGCAAAGUCUGCACGGCUAAAGGGCCACGUGACCGGCGCGUGAGACUCUCUGCUCACACGGCGAUUCAGUUUUACGAUGUUCAAGACAGGCUUGGUUUCGACCGACCUAGCAAAGCCGUUGAUUGGCUUAUCAAAAAGGCUAAGACUUCCAUUGACGAGCUCGCUGAGCUUCCUCCCUGGAAUCCCGCCGAUGCAAUUCGCCUAGCCGCUGCUAACGCUAAACCCAGAAGAACCACCGCCAAAACCCAAAUCUCUCCGUCUCCGCCACCGCCGCAACAGCAACAACAACAACAACAGCUUCAGUUCGGUGUUGGCUUCAACGGAGGAGGAGCAGAGCAUCCGAGUAACAACGAGUCGAGUUUUCUCCCGCCGUCAAUGGAUUCAGAUUCGAUAGCUGACACUAUAAAGUCGUUUUUUCCGGUGAUUGGCUCUUCAACGGAGGCUCCUUCGAAUCAUAACCUUAUGCACAACUAUCAUCAUCAGCAUCCGCCGGAUUUGCUUUCUCGAACUAAUAGCCAAAACCAAGAUCUCCGUCUCUCGCUGCAAUCGUUCCCGGAUGGUCCACCGUCGCUUCUGCACCACCAACAUCACCACCACACCUCUGCUUCCGCCUCCGAGCCUACUCUGUUCUACGGACAGAGCAAUCCGUUAGGGUUUGACACAUCGAGUUGGGAGCAGCAGUCGUCGGAAUUCGGAAGGAUUCAGAGACUAGUGGCUUGGAACAGCGGCGGUGGCGGCGGAGCAACCGAUACAGGAAACGGAGGAGGGUUUCUGUUCGCUCCUCCUACUCCUUCAACGACGUCGUUUCAGCCAGUUCUUGGCCAAAGCCAACAGCUUUAUUCUCAGAGGGGUCCCCUUCAGUCCAGUUACAGUCCCAUGAUCCGUGCUUGGUUUGAUCCUCACCAUCAUCACCAAUCCAUCUCCACCGACGAUCUCAACCACCACCAUCACCUUCCUCCACCGGUUCACCAAUCAGCAAUCCCCGGAAUCGGAUUCGCCUCAGGUGAAUUCUCUUCGGGUUUUCGCAUACCAGCACGGUUUCAGGGCCAAGAAGAGGAGCAGCACGACGGUCUCACUCACAAGCCGUCCUCUGCUUCCUCUAUUUCUCGCCAUUGACAAUCGAAACUAAUCCUCUAAGUUUCAGGGCUUGUCUAGCUUCCAUGCACAUUGAAGCUUGACUUAGAUUGUCCGGAACAGGGAAGGUGUUCUCGGUUUGUGUAGUCAAUGGCCUGAAUCUAGAAAACGCAAGGAAAUGAAGAAAGAACAACAGUUUCAGGUUCUUCUUCUUCUUCUUCCAAUAUCUUAACCUUGCCGAUUGUAAUUUUUCAUAUUUUCACCAGUUAGACCAACGUUCUUCUGUAGCUCAAUUAUGGUUAGAUUCCAAGGUUUCGUCUUGUUGUGUUAUGUUUGUAACUUUGUAUCAUCAUCAUCCUAUUGUUACUGCUCCCUGUUCUUAUUGUGUAACUCCGUGGAUGUUCUAAUAAAGUCUGAAACUUUCUCUUUGGGUUUUACUUUUACUGCUCUGUUCAGGCUAGAUCCUUGUUAUUUAAACAACAUGAGAUUCCUAUUUCUCACGUAAUCUUUUGGUCCCAAGAGAUAUAAGUUGGUCAUUUUCC
Molecule: messenger RNA, 2390 nt
Organism: Arabidopsis thaliana (thale cress)
Lineage: Eukaryota; Viridiplantae; Streptophyta; Magnoliopsida; Brassicales; Brassicaceae
Gene: TCP4
Product: TCP family transcription factor 4
Exons: 2
Coding region: 628-1890 (420 amino acids)
Biological process (GO): positive regulation of DNA-templated transcription
Cellular component (GO): nucleus
Molecular function (GO): DNA-binding transcription factor activity
Source: RefSeq, marked reviewed